Messenger RNA from Rhodamnia argentea, 2239 nucleotides. RefSeq names its product beta-1,4-mannosyl-glycoprotein 4-beta-N-acetylglucosaminyltransferase-like. Bases 645 to 1823 code for a protein of 392 amino acids. The record is from RefSeq and is a predicted model, not a curated record. Gene Ontology annotation, molecular function: beta-1,4-mannosylglycoprotein 4-beta-N-acetylglucosaminyltransferase activity. Gene Ontology annotation, biological process: N-acetylglucosamine metabolic process; protein N-linked glycosylation. Gene Ontology annotation, cellular component: membrane. NCBI's taxonomy places the organism in Eukaryota, Viridiplantae, Streptophyta, Magnoliopsida, Myrtales, Myrtaceae. The transcript has 2 exons.
GAAACGGCUAACUCUUCUCCUUCUUCUGCUUUGGUGGGGGUGUGUUUGCGAAGCUUUUUAGAGAGAGAAAGAAGAGAGAGAGAGAGGGGCACAUCGAGGAGUGAUCUUUCCAACUGCCACCCAAUCAACAGAGAGGCCACAGCUUUUUCGUCCCAUCAGAUUCUUCUUCAUCUUCUCUCUCUCCCUCCCUCCCACUUUCCUUCUUGUUGUUCAUCGUAUUCUUUUAUUCUUUUAUUGUUUGAUUCGUGCCUGUGAGUUUUACCCCUCCUCGUUCUCUCGGGAAAUCCUCCUCCUGUAUCUCCCCUGCACCGGCUGAGGAAGACGAAGGAGAGGAGCCCGUGCUCUUCUUCUCGCCGCGGUCGUCGAAGAAGCGAUUGGACUUUGGAGUUCGAGCCUUAAAGUUGGGAACUUUGGGGGAGUGUUUUGUUCAGAGAGGAGCCGAGAUCCGGAGAGCCGAGUAGGGUCUGAUUCUAGUCCUGCCCCUCGGUUCUGCGGGCCGAUCGCGAAGUGGGUGCGAGGGCAUUUGGGUAAAUUCGGGAGCCGAUCUGUCGAUAAGCUAAAGGCGCCCUAAAUUUUGCGAGAUCGAGGCGCUCGUCCCUUGUUUUUCGUGUGGGAAGAAGGAGAAAUCUGACGGCGGAGAAAAAAUGUGGUGGAUGAUGAGUGAGACUGGUGGGCAUUACUGCUCCAAGAAGACUGAUGAUAUUUGCGGCGACCUCUGUGGCCAGGACUCAGAUCGAGCCUUGAGCUUGUCGAGACUGCGUUGCAUGCUGCGCGGCUUGGACUUGAAGACGCUCUUGCUGCUGUUCAUCCUUAUUCCGACGUGUAUUCUCGGCAUCUACAUACACGGGCAGAAGAUUUCAUACUUCCUGCGGCCGUUAUGGGAGUCGCCACCCAAACCGUUCCAUGACAUACCACAUUACUACCACGAGAACGUGUCCAUGGAGAACCUCUGCAAGCUCCACGGUUGGGGGAUCCGGGAGUUCCCGAGACGGGUGUAUGAUGCUGUGUUGUUCAGCAAUGAGCUGGACCUCCUCACUAUUAGGUGGAAAGAGCUGUACCCUUAUAUAACACAGUUUGUUCUCCUCGAAUCGAAUUCGACCUUCACUGGAUUUGCAAAACCUCUGGUUUUUGCCGCCAACAAAGAUCGGUUCAAAUUUGUUGAGCCUCGAUUGACUUACGGUAAUAUCCCAGGGAGAUUUAAGAAGGGGGAGAACCCGUUUGUCGAGGAAGCUUAUCAAAGAGUCAUGUUGGAUCGGCUCAUUAAGCUUGCUGGCAUAACUGAUGAUGAUUUGUUGAUUAUGUCGGAUGUGGAUGAGAUUCCGAGCAGACACACUAUCAAUCUCUUGCGGUGGUGUGACGAGAUCCCGCCUAUUUUGCAUCUUCAGCUUAAGAAUUAUCUUUAUUCGUUUGAAUUCCUAGUUGAUAAUAAUAGCUGGAGAGCGUCGGUGCAUAGGUAUCAAUCCGGCGUGACGAAAUAUGCGCACUACCGUCAGACGGAUGACAUCUUGGCAGAUGCUGGUUGGCAUUGCAGCUUUUGCUUCCGCCGCAUCAGUGAGUUCAUAUUCAAGAUGAAGGCCUACAGCCACUUCGAUAGAGUGAGGUUCCCCCACUUUUUGAACCCAAAGAGAGUUCAGAGAGUGAUAUGCAAGGGAGCUGAUCUUUUCGAUAUGCUUCCAGAGGAGCACACGUUCAAGGAGAUCAUUGGGAAGAUGGGACCUGUUCCGCAUUCCUUCUCGGCCGUUCACCUUCCUUCAUAUCUCCUGGAAAAUGCCGACAAGUACAAAUUUCUUUUGCCGGGAAAUUGCCUGAGAGAAAGUGGCUGACAUUUUCAUACUGCGAGAGCUCUAUGAAGGCUUAAGGCACAGCUUUGUUGACUCCUCAUCUGGGGUUCACUGGACGAGGCAUGUCGCCGAUGUAGCUGCUCUGGAUGUCCUGCUGAGAUAUCAUCCUUCCAGGUUUUUGGGACCAUCUUGGACAUUUAGGUGAGGCUUUGUACAUAAUCUUUUUCCAGAGUUGGAGAAAUUAUGGUUGCUGGGAGGAGGGCUUGUUAGCCAUGGUGGGAAUUGAUGGAACUUGUUGCCGAGUGUAGUUUUACUUGGGCGUUGGUAUCACAUGUUUUGCCUUGUAUACCAACUGAUAUGGCUUCUGUUUUGAGACAAAUUUAUGCUAAAUGUCCAUCUUGACGAGUUUCAUUUGUAUAAUCUGAUUGCCAUUAUUUAUCUAUUGAUCAUAGGGCUGA